Talaromyces amestolkiae is the source of this 435-nucleotide messenger RNA. RefSeq lists its product as uncharacterized. The record is from RefSeq and is a predicted model, not a curated record. Gene Ontology annotation, cellular component: membrane. NCBI's taxonomy places the organism in Eukaryota, Fungi, Ascomycota, Eurotiomycetes, Eurotiales, Trichocomaceae. The coding region runs from base 1 to 435 and encodes 144 amino acids. The transcript has a single exon.
AUGUCGCAACUCAUCGACAAGCCGCUCCUUGGACCCCUGGUCGCCCUCAAUGGUUGGGUUUUCGCCAUGGAAGGUCUCCUAUACAAACGCAGAAUCCCAGCGCUCAAGAAGUACGGCGUUACUUUCGAUCCAGCUACUGUCAAGAAGCAAAAGGCAGAGAAAUUGCCUCCUUUUGUGAACUGGGCGGCGGACAACUUCAACAACUUACAAGAGCAACCCACCCAAUACUACGCAGUAGUGCUUGCGUUGACCUUCUUGAAUAUCAAGGACAAGACGACCGUUAGCUUGGCAUGGGCUUACGUUGGUCUGCGAGUCCUGCACAGCUUAAUUCAUGUGUCGACGAAUAACCCUGGUAUCCGCUUCCCGAUUUUCGCUGCGAGCUCCUUUGCGCUUUUGGGGAUGACAGCCAAGGCGGCUUUGGAACUUUUCUUCUAG